AUGUCUACUUGCAAUGAUGAAACCCCCACCUGGGCAUCCAUGUCAUCUUUACCUCCCACAUAUAUGGUCCAAACAUCCAACAGCUUUGAGCUAUUAACUGGUACUGAUAGUGACCAUGAUCAAGACCAAACUGACAAACCCACCAAGACGACUGAGAUAACUGAACCCAAUACAGUAUCACAAUAUAGCCCAACUACAAAUAAAGAAGAUCCUGAAUCCAAAAAGAAUGAAAGUGAGACCCCGAAGAAAGUUGACCCUCCAAACCACCAUAAACCAAUCAACGCUGAAACCAUAAUUCUCUGUUAUAGCAAUGGACGCUAUCUAAAACCUGAACUCCUCUGUCCUAAUUAA
Paramuricea clavata is the source of this 351-nucleotide messenger RNA. NCBI's taxonomy places the organism in Eukaryota, Metazoa, Cnidaria, Anthozoa, Malacalcyonacea, Plexauridae. The record is from the annotation of a GenBank genome assembly.